This is a messenger RNA of Coccomyxa subellipsoidea C-169, 1029 nucleotides long. RefSeq names its product Clavaminate synthase-like protein. The coding region runs from base 1 to 1029 and encodes 342 amino acids. The record is from RefSeq and is a predicted model, not a curated record. The transcript has 6 exons. Lineage: Eukaryota; Viridiplantae; Chlorophyta; Trebouxiophyceae; Coccomyxaceae. Gene Ontology annotation, molecular function: 2-oxoglutarate-dependent dioxygenase activity.
AUGUGGCAGGGGGAUGCACUGGUGGAGGUAGAGCACAGAGAAGGCAGCAAGGGGCGGUUUGGAGAGGGCUGCAGAAAGCAGAUGCGCUUUGGGGAAUUUCUGGAGCGCCUUGCAGCCGGGGAUGACACUCUCUACCUCACCACACAGGAGGCGAGGGCGUCCAGCGGCCUGCACCACGACUUCCACGACAACCUGUACGUGCUGCUGCGCGGGCGCAAACGUUUCACGCUGUUUCCUCCCUCGUUGGCCAAACGCAUGCACACCCACGGCCAGAUCAGGCUCAUACACCCCAGCGGCCGCAUUGUGUACGAGGGCAGGGGGGACAUUUUGGCGGACGGAUCAGAUGCAGCAGAGGUUGACAAGUGGGAAAGGCGGCGCAGCGCCGAGGCAGAGCUAGAAGCUGCCGAGGCAGCUUCCGCGCGGGGGGAAGCCGGCGCCGCCAAGCGGCUGGCGGCUGCCGAGCAGGCGCUGGACGCCGUCCUUGAAGCUGCCCUGAAGGAGGCGGCAGACGAUGACUAUUCUGAAUCUGAAGAGGAGGGCGCUUUCAGUGGCAGUGAUGCUGAGGGACUCCCGGAGGAUUUCCACGAUGACUAUGUGGACAGCGAAGCAGAAGCCGAGAGUGGUGAUGCUGCAGCCAGAAAUGGCCGCAGCUGUGGAGCAGCAGAGGCGUCAAACGCCACAGGUGAUGGAGAUCUCAGGCCUGGAGUUGGUCUAGAGACUAAAGGUGAGAAAGCAGAGCCUGACAGCUUCAGCCGUGUGGACCUGAGUGCGGGCGAGGCAGAGGUGUCUGCUCAGUUCCCAGACUUCCCUGGCCUGCAGAGCGCUCUCCAAUUUGAUGUGCAUGCAGGGGAGAUGCUGUACCUGCCUGCGGGGUGGUUUCAUGAGGUGCAGUCAUUCGGGAAUGAGCACAUGGCACUCAAUUACUGGACGCACCCGCCAGAUAAUCUCGACCCUGGGCCUGGGGGGUUUUCAAAGCCCUAUGUGGGGGAUUACUGGCCAACUUUAUGGGCACUGCGCCAAUGCAAUUAG